CCAGAACGAGGCUCCGGGCGGAAAGUCUCAACUUCUGAGUUUGGAGCUGGUUUUUGAACGACCAGAAAACCGCCUGCGUCCCGUACAAGAACGCCGCCGCUUUUCUCGAAGGUAAACCCGUAUCAAACCUUUCUCCGUUAGCAGAGGACUUUGUGGUGCUGUUGGUUCACUCACAGCUGUGGUAGCGAGCGUGGUACAGUUCGCUGGCGACCCCGGAAGUGUACGGAUCGAUUGUUUACAUUUGAAGUAGACUCAGGCGACCUCGGGGUUUGAGUUCAGUUCUCCAGAGUGCGAUCCCUGACGAUCCAUCACCAUCGGGACAGAUUUUACCUCAGAUUUGGCGCCGUACUUCUUGUUUAAACGCGCCGGGCUUCCUGCAAGCCCUUCCCGACCGUAUUUCGUCCCGGCCAUGCGUAGAUCGCGUGAUAAUCCAGACCCAAAGCGCGGGUAAAGUAAGUGAGACUGACCGGAGUGUAGUGUGUACGUUACGUGUAGUGUGUGGGGGCUAGCUACCACCGCGCGACUUGACAAUGAGUUUUCACACGUGAGCUGGCCCGGACGUAAUGCGGAGCGGUCACCACUUCAAGCGGCGAGCUCACCAACUCCACACAACUCCCUCCGGACUCUCGCACGAUCUGGAGCCGAUUUGCUAAAGCCUCCAGUAGACCUGGUACCCAGCCUUGAGACUGAUUGGCUGCGCUGAUUGUCUGGGAGUUCUUAGAGGUUGUCAGCCGGUAUUAGCACUGCAUUCUGCCCCAGACUUGUUGCCUGCAGUUAUAUAGGACUAGAGCUGGCAUGGAGAACCCAAGCUUCAUCCCCACUCAGUUGACGACCCCCGCUCUCAUGGUCCUGGCGUCUACGGCCGAGGCGGCACGAGACACGUCCAGCCUCCCGCCACAGCAGACCGGAGGCUUCACUCCGCAGGGCACGCCGGGGAUGGACAAGGAAGGGCACGUGCCUUUCUCCUCGGCGUCCUUCUCUCUCCCUACCAUGUACCCGCGUCAGGCAGGUGCUGACGGCUUCCCCAACCGAGAGUUCAUCCCGUCCGUCCUCCAUCUCCAUCCGCACUUCGCGGGAACUCAUCUGGAGAGGAGCGGGCUCGCCAUGCUCAACUCCACGGGAAGCGGAGCCUUCCGUCCCUUUAGCAUCAGCGAGGACAGGGAAGGGAUGUACCAGUCGGCGUUCACGCCCGCCAAGAGACUCAAAAGUAGUCAAGAAAGUGAGUUAGUAGCACGAUUUCGAGAUGGCGAGCAUGGAAGCUCACCGCGCGAACUGGCGGAGAACCACCGCUCGCCAGCGUCAUUGGUGAAACACGAGCAAGGAGAAGACGGACUUCACCGAGGGUCUCCGAGCAGUUCGGCCUUCAGUAUCCAUCCCGGGGGUAAGCUCGACCGAGACACUAUCAGCCCGGCGUCAUCAGAAGAGGGUCGGACAUUGAGAACAAGCCUAACCCCUGACGGUCGAUGGCUAGGACUCUCACCAGGAAAAAGAAAGCCCGUGCUGUUGGACGGACAGACGCCAUGUUGUCCCGUGUGCGGGGUGACGCUGCGCCCAGGGGCAGAGAUGAAGGCCCACUUCGAGCAGGAGCUGGAAAAACUGGCCAAGAUUGGGAAGAAUGGGAAGAAGACGAACAAAGAUGCUGCUUCACAAUCAAAAAAGACGACCUGUUGGAAGUUUACCUCUCUGUUCUACCAUAGGCCAUGGAAGCUGGCCUCUGUGUUUGAGAGCAUUCCCAGCCCCUCCACCUCGACCUUCCCCUCACCGCCAACACCCUCGGGUAGUCGCGUCAAGACCUCUCCCCCUCCCGACAACCCUACCAUGUGUCGCUAUGAGGUAGGUAUACCCCAGGAAGGCAGGAGAAGUGCUGCAUUCAAGAAUUUCCAGAGAGUGAAGAUGAACAGACAACAGAGAUUGAAUGCCUCUGCCACCACAGCCCGUCUAGGCAAGGCCGCCAAGAAGAAGCGUAACCUGGAGGAGGCCACCAGCUCCGACGAGCUCCCAGCAUGCCCCAUCUGCAGCGUGAAGCUGGGCGGGACUCCCGAGGAGAUGAACGGACAUGUGGAGGCCUGUCUCAAAAAGAGCCAAAGAGAGAGUGAGACGGAGCCAGUGGAUGUGGAGGGUGAGACAGAGGUGUUGAGGAGUACACCUGGGCUGGACAGACUCGCGUCAGAGCAACCUCCAUGCUACAGGGACAGUUUGAAGCCCAAGGGUUCCAGGUGGUGCGGAGUAAGAAGGAGAAUGACAGACCAGGACCUGAAUGUGGAUGGGGAUGAUGCAGAGGAGUAUGGAAAACCUCAAUACCGUGAGCGUGACAUCAUUCCCUGCACCUCAGAUGAACCCAGUGAGAACAAGGAAAGAGAAGCUCUCAGAGAAGCCGUGCUUGGUAGAGAGAAUAAUGAGGACCCCUCCCAGUCAGGAGACAGAUCCAGAUGGGCAAAUGAAGAAGGUAAUCCAACCACAAGUAAUGGCCCAACAACAGAUUCUGUAGAGACUACAGAAGCAGGGGGCACCAAAUCAAGGGAGCCCGUAGCGUCCACCAGCCGUGGCCCAGUCAGUGAUAAGGUGGUGGAGGCACUGAAGGCAAAGAUACGGGAACAGGAGCAGCUCCUCAGCAAGAAGGACCGCAUCAAGUGUCUCAUCUGCAUGGAGCCCUACACUAUUCCUCUAGUGUCCAUCAACUGCUGGCAUGUCCACUGUGAAGAGUGCUGGCUCAGAACUUUGGGUGCAAAGAAGCUGUGUCCCCAGUGUAACAUGAUCACAGCAGCGGCAGACCUGCGGCGCAUCUACCUCUGACAACCAAAACAUUCACACAGAAAGGGAGGACACAAUCCAUAUCUACAGUCAUUCUAAAACUGUUAUAUAGCACAAACAUGAUCGGACAAGAACUCCUGUCCAACUUCAACCCAUACCGUUUUUACUCGCGCAAAGAAAAUGCUGUAAAUUUGAUCGCUACUAUCAUCGGAGGAUUAAACGACCACCGCUACAAAGAAAUGCUUCAAGGGAUUGCCAGAUCAUUCGAAUGUGUCGACCGAUAAACUCAUGGUUUGAUGUCCGUGCUAUUUGUAUAUCUGUGAAAACUGGACAAUCAAAGUUGGUGCUGGUUUUGUUAUUGUGGAGUGGCUAUCGAUGUUGACUGGUCGAAAUAAUGAGGAAUAGAUAUAUCAUUUGUUGUACUGCAUUGCAAAAUACGAGGACAAAAAAACAACAACAACAAUUACACAUUCUUUCAGACCAAAAUUUCUUCAGGGUUUCCUAUACAAGAGUUAAAGGAUAUCUAUAUAUGUGUAUGAGCAUGUGUGUGUAUACUGUGUAUAUAAUGUAUGCAGAUGCCUUAAAACCUAGUUGGGAGUUUGUUGGCGUUGUAUUAAAGCCAGUUGUUGUAGGUGUUAGUGAGCGUAGCUGCAGGUGUAAAUGUUUAUUCUUCUGUGUAUCCGCACACCUGCGUAAGCACAAAUAAGGGAAGUGCUGUAAUAUAUAGAAUCAGAGGCAUGCCCUUACGAGAACCCCCUUUUCUACAAUGUAGUAGUCUACAAUGUUGUGCCACAGCAUAAGACAGUGGACUAAACCAUUGUUUUAGAUGGGUAAUAAAGAAACGUAAGUUGCCACAAAAAAGGUACAAGCUUUGUUUUCAACUUGUAAUAAGAAAAGGGGCGGAAGGAUUUGUGGAGGCACAUGAAGAAGUUAGUGAAAGCUUAGCAAAGGUUCAGUUUGUUGUUCGAAAUGUAAAACACUUUGCUCAAGUAAGUUGAAGUAAACCAUGGAACAAAGUAAUAACAAGAACUGUGUGUGCAUUCUUUAGCUAAAUAAAAGAUUUGCACUAACAAUCUCAGAAGUCCCCCCCCCCCCCCAGAAAAAAUCUUGGUCCACCCCUAUACAUGUACA
Branchiostoma floridae (Florida lancelet) is the source of this 3882-nucleotide messenger RNA. RefSeq names its product E3 ubiquitin-protein ligase RNF220-like. NCBI's taxonomy places the organism in Eukaryota, Metazoa, Chordata, Leptocardii, Amphioxiformes, Branchiostomatidae. The record is from RefSeq and is a predicted model, not a curated record. Gene Ontology annotation, molecular function: ubiquitin protein ligase activity; metal ion binding. Gene Ontology annotation, biological process: protein ubiquitination.